Symbiodinium sp. CCMP2592 is the source of this 633-nucleotide messenger RNA. The record is from the annotation of a GenBank genome assembly. NCBI's taxonomy places the organism in Eukaryota, Dinophyceae, Suessiales, Symbiodiniaceae.
AUGGGACCACCUACGCAAAGUGCGAGUGGUUUGGCUAUCGCUUGGCUUGAGUGGCUGCAGUUUCCGAUCAAAUCGUUCACCGCGCUCUCAAUCCCGGAUGUGAGCCGCGAGGACUUGGAGGACCUUUAUCCCAUAGCCUUUGUCAUGAGCAUGCUUUGGCUGGCCGUUUUUGCCUACUGCGUGGUGGCUGCCUGCGAUGGGAUCCAUCAGGACUUCGGGAUCUCCACCUCGGUCCUCGGAUACACCAUUGCGGCAGCAGGGACAUCGUUUCCCAACGUCUUCUCAGGGAUGUGCGUGGCGAGGCAGGGCAAGACCACAAUGGCCGUUGCGAACGCCCUGGGCGCAAACGUCCAGAAUGUUUUCCUGGCGUUGGCCAUUCCCUGGGCGGUUCAAUGCUGCAUCAACAGGGGCAGCUUCAACAUGCCCUUCAACGGCCUGGCACCUGCGGUGGUGGAGAUCUAUGUCACUCUGCUGCCGGUGGUCUCCGUCUUCAUUUUCUGCAAGGGCACAUUUCCGCGGUGGUCUGGCUACCUCUUCUUGAUGAUUUAUGCGCUCUACCUGGCGGUGGCUCUUCGGCAGGACGUUACGCACUGCCCUUGGUGGCCCUUCGAGUGCCCGGAGGUGCAGUCCUAG